Haliotis rufescens (red abalone) is the source of this 10621-nucleotide messenger RNA. RefSeq names its product JNK-interacting protein 1-like. Gene Ontology annotation, molecular function: protein binding. Gene Ontology annotation, biological process: regulation of JNK cascade. The transcript is spliced from 11 exons. The record is from RefSeq and is a predicted model, not a curated record. Bases 233 to 1774 code for a protein of 513 amino acids. Gene Ontology annotation, cellular component: cytoplasm. NCBI's taxonomy places the organism in Eukaryota, Metazoa, Mollusca, Gastropoda, Lepetellida, Haliotidae.
GUUUGGAGGCCAACGCAAGCUUCUGUGGAACUGCCUUUCUUGUAGCGGAUGAGCGUCACUGUGACCUGUGUGACGUCACACCAAACCUACACAAGCCGCAUAAUUUAUGCGGCCAUUCACAACAUGCUAGCUAGCUCUGGUUCUAUUGGAUUUCUAGCAGACAAGAUGGCUGACAAAAUGGACUAACGAAGGAUUCUGUUCUAGAGGGAUUAUUGUCGUUUCAACAUCCAGGAUGUUGAAAGUGUACAGGCCGAUAUGUCCUGACACAUUCAGGCUCGCACACGACAUAAGCCCAGAUAUAUUGGGGGAUGACGACUGUGAUACAGAUUUCAAGAUUAAAGAGUUCAUCUCGGAAACCUAUGGCUGCUGGUAUGGGAAAGACAACUCUAGGAUCUUGGAUAAUGACACAGCCAAGGAUAGCACCACAGAAAAAGACAGUACUGCAGAAAAGAAUGCCAAAAACUUGUUACAUAUAAAAGGUCAGACACCAGAUUAUAUAAAUCCUUUACCAACUAGGAUUGAAGAUGUAGAGGAAUUAACUUCAAAAGAACUGUCUCCUAAGAAGACAUUGUCACCACAAACUGCUGCAGUAAUUCAAGAUGAUUACGAGGAGGACACUGUGCCCAGCUGUAUUAGCUAUACCUCAGACGUAAAUAUAUAUUCAUCAAACGAGUCUAACAGGAAACUCUCAGAUUCGGAAGGCACUCCAGCUCCUGAAGCACAAAAUGGUAGAUGGCCGGCUAGACGGCCGCGGAAACUUCCAGAGAUACCUAAGAAACAUCGGGGAGGCUAUGAACCCCAGCCGGCGGAGAUGGUGCGCUCUCUGGCUGACGAGCUGAAGGAAGCUAUAGAGAAGGAGGAAAAUGAUGAUGUGUUUACAACAGCCAGGAAGCCUCGGGACAAUAUUCUGGAGAAAUACCUUUAUUUUAGUGCUGUGUCUAGGAAUACCAGAACUUACACUGACUCAGAUAAUCAACUAAUUAUUGAGGAUUCCUCGUGCAAGCGGCGGAAGUCUCCGCUCUCCUCCAGUGGGCGAGGCAGGAAGAACAGUUCCGAUGAAGAUGGAUCGAAGCGAGAUUCCACAUCUUCCACCAGUUUUGUUUCGACGUCUGUAUUUCAAGAAUUGGAGGUGACACAUCGAGGGAUGCAUCGCUUCAUUCCCCGCCAUGCUGAUGAAAUCACGAUAGAAAUCGGCGACCCAAUACACGUCAUAAAGGAGUCGGACGACUUGUGGUGUGAAGGUGUGAACCUGCGGACAGGUCAGAAGGGCAUCUUCCCCGCAAUGUAUGCCACAGACCUAACAUUCCUAGAGGAGGAAUCAGAUGAGGAGGAUUACUUGAAAUUCACAAUCCGCUUCCUGGGGUCAGUAGAGGUCAACUACCACAAGGGAGACGAGGUUCUCAGCCAGGCGAUCAACAAGGUUGCGAUAGCACGCCGUACAACGAUGAGUUCAGCUCCGCCGCCAAUGUGCACGAUGGAGGUCAGCCAGUAUGGGAUCCGCAUGAUAGACAAGAGCAAGGAGGGACAUGAAAGUGAUGCAUUCUCCCACUUUUUCGCAUUGAAAAAUAUUUCCUAUUGUGGUACACAUCCAAGAAAUAACAAGUAUUUUGCAUUUAUUACGAAGCAUCCCAAAGAUUCGCGCUAUGCUUGCCAUGUGUUUCUAGGAGAGAGGACAACCCACUCUAUAACCGAUGCAUUAAGCAAAUCCUUCAAGAGAUUCUACCAGGAAUACAUGGCCUUCUCCCAUCCCACAGAGGACAUCUACCUGGAAUGACUAACCGACGAAGGGGACUACCCCACACCAGAGUAGACUGAUCCAACAACAAAGACAGGAAGAUUCCAUUUAGAAUGUAUGGGUUAUAUAACCACCAUCUUACUUCAUUAAGUAAAUGUAGCGUUCAAUCAAAAUCUGAUCAGUUGAAGAUAACACUAUCAUCUCUCGAUUCUGAUUUUUAAAAUUUGAAAAUGUAAGUCAUGCCAAAAUUGAUCAUUUCCAUCAAUGAAUACAUCACUAAGCUGCUCAAAGGGUGUUUAGCCGAAUUGUUGAGAGUCUCAGUUUCAUCAAUAGAUUGUAGAUUCUGGCUGUCUUGACACUCUGGACAUUUCUCCUGAUGUAGAAGUUAUUUGAGAAAUGUGUGUUGUAUAUUUGUAUCAUAUGUUGCGUAAGUAGUCUAUCAAUUGAAUGAUCCUUCUCCAACAGGCUUCCCGAUGUUUAGUGUUUAGCAAUUUGAUCCUGAUUAUGUACAGCAUGUUAUACUAAUGUUUCCUCACUCAUUUCAUUGGUGCACUAUUGGUAAACCAUGAAGGAAAAUGGUUUCAAAUUGUCACAGGAAAUAACAAGGAAGAUAUAUGUUAGGGUCGAUGUCUGCACAGGUACUACAGAAAUUUAGCCCAGGUACCUUUCUGUAUUUGCAAAUGCACCAAGGGUACCCUAGCUUGGCAAGACCCAUGGCACUGGGAUCAGUAAAGUCAGUUUCCUGUGCAAUAUGACAUGAGUAACAGUUCAUAUUCCCCUACCAGAAAGAAUGAGAAUAUUAUGAUCUGGCCAUGGAUUUGUUGAAGCAGUAAGUAAAUUCUGAAGCACUGCCAUGAUUGAAUGUUUACCAGAAGUUUAGACUACGCAAAUCUGGAAAGGAACUGUGUAUUGUAAAAAUGGAAUUGCCCUGACCUCAACACCUGUAAUAUUGCCAUGCUGGGGUCCUCUGCUAUUGGUACACAAUACAUUUUUUUUUGUAUCGAUACAAGACGAUACACUUACUGAAAUAAAUUACUUACUACUAGUUUUAAUGACCCCUGGUGUUUUUGUCAGUCAGAUAAUGCGAAAUGUGUUGUAAUUAGAUUUUCAAGUUCACUACUAAAAAUAGCAGCUACGAACAUGUGUCUUCAGCUAGCUUUAUCUUUUGAACCUGCUCUCAAAUAUUUAUUGUCAAGAAGUUUCCAUGCGUUUUUACGUAAAUAUGCGUAUCAUGAUAAGUAUCUUAUCGUGACCUAUGUAUUGUGAUGCGUAUCAUAUCAUAACCUAUGUAUUGUGAUAUGUAUCGUAUCGUGACCUAGCAGUAUUGUUUCACCCCUGGCUGAUGGUACCUGUGGUGACCCGGACCUAUCAUUGGCUGUGAGAGUGUCAUCAAGUAUCAAUGUUUUAUGACUUCAACUACAAACUUUCAACUACCAACAUAAUCUGAUGACAACAUGUAUGAACUACUAGUAUUUCGUAUUUUCUUCACAAUACCUGUUUGAAUCACAUCAUUCUGCGAUUGCUGUUUUUAUGGGCACAAUGUUCUUCAUGAUUCACAUUGUAUUGAUUUUCAUCUGUGAUGAUUUUGCUAAUCACCCUGUGACAUGUUCAGUAUUCUCAUCCUCAUAAUGUGGCGUGAUUUUUAUUUUCAAAAAUUAAUAUUUUACAAACGAAAUUGUUUGAAUUACUAAUGUGAUUAUUUCAUCAUAAAAGUAAUGACAAACUAAAUAACUUUUUUCGCAUAUUGAUUGACUUUGACAAUGUGGCAAAUAUUACAUGUUGGGCCAGUAUGAAUCAAUCAUUAUAUUAUCAGCCCCUUGCUAACACCUCUCCUCACCUUUCGGUGGUGGGGUAGCCAUGUGUUUAAAGCAUUAACUCAUCGCCUUGAGCUGGGUUUCAUUUUCAUAGGUACUGGUACAAUGAUAAAGCCCAUUCUGUUCUCCUACAUACUGUAAUAUUGCAUAAAACAAUACACCUCACCUUACUCACCUUAUUUGUUAUUCGGUUGGGACAAACUCAAGUCAGUGUGCCAAAAUGACCAAUUUGGUCUUCAUGUUCUUUUUUUGAAACAAAUCCCAAAUCAAAUCUCUCCUACUGCACUUAAAAAACAGGGGUGAUAAUGUAAUAAUUAAUUGACAUCGGCCUGAUGUAAAGUGUGCCAUGAUACAGUGGCAUGGUGGUGUGGUAUCGUACAACAACGCUCAGUAUCAGAUAUGAUACAAAGUACAAUUAUGUUGAGUAAUACACCCCAAACUACAGCACCAACCAUGUAUGUCCCAGGCUUGUCACUGAUAUACCCUUUGGCUAUUGAGCAAUAAGUACCACACCCCCAGUGUCAUGACACUAGUGUGUAUGUAUCAGUGCUGAGAUGCUGUGUGAGGCCGCUGUCGGAGCAGUGAGUACCACACCCCCAGUGUCAUGACACUAGUGUGUAUGUAUCAGUGAUGAGACGCUGUGUGAGGCGGCUGUCAGCACUGACAGUGUUUAUGGUUGUACAGUCUAUGUUAAAUGUUAUGAAAGAAUGAAACUUGAUGGAUGUGUGAAUUAUUUAUAGACCUACCGCUAUGAGGACAUAUUGAUUAGAAAGACUUAGGAAUCAUCUUGAAGAAAACAAUUCAAAUCAAGAUGUAGGCAGAAUCCAUUUGGUUAUGAUUUAGUGAGGAACACCAUCUUUCUUCUCAGUAAAAAGACUUUGAAUAUUUCAUAUAUAUAUAUCUAUUUCCUCUUUCUGUUAAUCUUUAUGUUCAAAUAUUUAAUCUCCUUCAAUCAGUGUUUUAUAGUCGUGUUUCUUGCAUGUAAAAAAAGUGACAAUGUAAUUGAUUUUCAAUUUCAUGACUUAUUGCUGAAUCAGCGGUUAUUAUAGCUCUGCCAUUGACUUGUCUUCUGUUGCAACUUUGUCAAGCACACCAACACAUUUCGACAAACUAUACUUUAUCUGAAAUAUAUCAGAGGUGUAAGAAAAAUGUAUUAUAUUCCAUUGAUGCCAAUGGUAAAAGACAAUAUUGUCAUUACCAUACACAGUAAUGUCAAUGGUCGGGUAUAAAUAGGUCAUAUUUCAGUGAUAGUUAAGGGUCAAGGUCAGGUGACCAUUACGGUCCUAAAUACGACCUAAUAAGUAAUUCAGUCUACAAAAGAUCCAUCGAAACCCUAUUGUCCUGAACUCCAUAAAUGCAAUGAAGACAGUGUUACCUCUUGGUCGAACCAUUAUCAGUUCUAUGACGCACCAUUUGUCUUGAAUGGUAUGGAUAUCUUUAUAUAUUUCUAUGGUCCUAGGACUUUGAGUUUCACUGAAUUCAACUGCUUUAAAAUCGCCUCUUUUACUUUGAAUUAAUACCUCUCCUUAUGUAGGUGACUGACAUACCCUCCACAGUGAGUUGUAUCAGCCAAUCAGCAUUAAGGCUUCUAAGCAAUGCAUUCAUUUCAACAUAUCCGAUUUCAGUAUCUGGAAAAUGAACUUAGAUGGAAGUUCUGAAUGGAAAAUAAUGACAACUGUGCUAUAUAUAUUGUGUAUAUUAUAUGCACCUUGUUGAGAUCAGAAUUUCCAAAUGGAGGUGAUAAAGAAAUGAAAUUGUUUUAAAAAACUGACAUGCAUCCUUCAGUCAAAGUUCACCUGACAUGAGUUUGCCAGAUCUUCGUGCAGAGAGGGGCGGGGGUGGGCACAGGUGGCCCAGUCACCUAGGGUGCCAAUAUUACGCUGUAUAGAGUUGCGUCCCUUAGGAACACCAGAAACCUAUAAAUCAUGAUUUUGAAUCCAGGUUCACCCCUACUAUGUCAGGUCUGACAGCACCAUGCCCAUGCUUGUGGGUUUCACCAAAGUGUUAAACAUGUCUGAGACAUGCAUCACUUCAGUCUUGCCAACCACAUUAAGCUGACACGCCAUGAUGUAACUGGAAGACUGUUCAGACAGAGUUAAACCCAGCUCACUCAUUCAUGCAGAGAGGUAUCAAGUUGGAGUAUGAGAUGUUAUUUGAAUGAAAUUGCACUGAAUUUGUACUUUUGGGCCCUGUGUUACCUCACUUAUGUUCUGUGCCCCGUGUUUGUUUUGUGAAGUACCUGGAUACCUUGCUGCAUUAUGGAAAAGGGUAGCACACAUGCAAUUUCCUCCUAGCUGGGUUCCAUUUCAUAUUGGUGCUUUCUUGUUAUGAAGCAUGUACAUGCACAUGCUGAUACAGGUUUUGUGGUAUAAACGUACGAAAUAUGUAUUUACGAAAAAGGUCUAAUGGUGAAGGUUAUUUUUUUCAAAAUUGUCAAAGAUUUGAAGAGUUAUGUUAAAUGAGGAAACACUAAAUGACAAUUUUGUUAUUUCAAUUAUUUUCUUCUGUGGUCUAAUACUUAAGGAUAAAAAGAGUUCAUUCUUCAACAGUGAAUUUUUUAAUGUUAGUGUAGACUAUCUCUUUUUUAGUGGGUGUUUUUCCGAUUUCAAGCAGAAAACAGUUGCUGCCAUACUGGCAUAUUUUACUGAUAUUAUUGUUGGGGAAUGAAGACUAUUUUCCUAAAACUAUUUAUCAAACUGAAAAACCAAGAACAAGGACUUGAAGCUGUGAGGGAUAACAUUGAUGCUUUCAUCCCAGCAUCCUUAGAUAUUGUAUCAUGCCAUGCUGUUCUCAUGAACAAGCUUGUUUAACUGUCUUUUAUUUAUAUUUCAUCACUGUCAUUGGUGGUUAGGUUUGUUCCCUUGAUCAAUGUAUUGAUCCCAGUGCUGGUGCUAGGAUCUGGCCAUGGUGUUCAUUUAAGGUUGAUGGGGAUGUUUAACAUAAAUGUUGCAUGGAAACUUGUUAUUCCAUACCUUAUUUCCAUGGAAACCUAACUGUCCUGGUUAAUAUUAAUGGCUUAUUCUAUGUUCAUGUUUUAGUAUUCUUGAAACCCUUUAGGCUUCAAUGUGGUUUUUUCUAGAGUUUCAAUAAAAAAUUUUUUAAAAUUGAUAAACUUUUUUUUUUUAAGUUACCUUGUUUAUUUGAAAGUGUCUUUCCAGGAUGAGCCAUUUUGCCAGUUACCAUGGUUACAUGGUAUGGCUGCAAUGAAAGGCCUUUAUGGCUGAAAGGUUUGACAGGGGCUUCUCAAAUGAGCCUAACAGGCAUAAAAAGUUUCAUAUUUUUUUUUAUCAUAGCCUUAUUUGGACAGUUUAGAUGGCAAUCGAUUUGUCCGAGUAAUAGGUUGUAUCUAUUUGAUAAUAUUGGAUGAUUUAUGGAUGUUUGAAGACUGAUGAUGAUGAUGAUGAUGAUGAUGAUGAUGAUGAAAGACAGAUGUUUCACAGUAUGGAUGUUAAGAUGGAUGGAGUUCUAAUGUUCAACUAUGAGAUUUUAAAUCAUUCAUUGUUGAUAAAGACAAGGUAUUGCUAUGAACCGAUUCCUGGUUUUGCACUUAAAUAUCAUGAUGUAUGUCUAAUGUUUAGAUCAUGUUUGAUUUGGAUAUUAGACGCUGAUAUCUUGACAGGAACAAAAUCAGAUGACCUAUUAACCUUAUAUAUUGACUUCAUGUUACACACUGUAUAAACUGGUACUAUUGAGUUUGUACUGGUACUAUUGAGUUUGUAUUGUUUAACCAAUCAUUACCUGCGCCAUGGAAGCUUGGCAGGUUUCUUCUUGAUUUCGGUUGAGAAACUCAGGCCAGUCCAAGUGGUUCCAUAUAUUUCGGAAGAGCUUGCUCUAACCUUUGCCCCAUGUUAUCAGAACAAAUUAUUUUAUUUCUGUUAAAGAAUACCAUUGUAACAAAGAUAUAUUAUGAUAUUUUAUGGUUAUUAAUUAUGUCAAAUUUUAGUUUACUGAAACACUUUGAAAACACAUAUACAAUGUUUUGAAAUAUUUGGCAAAAUGGCCCCAAAAUAUCAAAUUAAGUUGCUCUGGGUAUUUCGGCAUGAGAUAAUCAAACACAAAAAUGUCGUCAUAUGGGUUCGAAUCUCAUUCGAUGUGUUUGGAGAUGGAAUUGGGCACGAGAACACAUCUGUUUUCAAAGUGUUUCCGUGUGUACAUGUAUAUAUUGUGAUCAGUUAGUCCUGGCAUAAAUAUUCAUCUCCUGCACCUUUGCUUAGAAAUUUGGUUAAACGAGAAAUUAAAACAGGACCAUUUGGUCUGGCCUUUAGAAGACAUGAAUGAGCCAUCUAGAUCUGUAUUUACUCAAUUUGGAUCACUUGUAUUUAGAGGUGUAUCAUAUUCAGCUUCUUGUAUAGCUCUGUUCAGGCCUCGGCCGGUUGUUUGUCAUCUUCAUGUUGGAAUCAUAUGAUACUCAUGCUGUGUUACAUUCCAUCAGAUGUACAUUGUUAAUGUCAUGUGUCGUGUGUCACAUGUCAUGCAAUUACUACAAACAUACACUCGGUCAUCAUAUUACACAUGAACAGAUUACAUCGUGAAUAUGUAGCAUAUUCUAGUAAUAAAUCAAAAGAAAUAUGAUAGAGAAACGUGCAUGUAUAUUUAAAUUUAUUCCUUAAAACAUAUCUAUGUGAAUGUAACUUUUGUACAAAGGGAGAUAACUCUGAAUGGGAUGUAAGGGAGAUAACUAAUGAUUCUUGUAAUGGGAGAAUCCUUUACUGGUAAAUAACUACACAUUUGUGACAAACUGUAUUUUAAGCUUACUUUAAAUGUGAAAAAUGAAUUUUAUGUUUUAUUUUGCAUACUGUGUUAUACUUGUUUAAUGGUAAAAUAACAUCAAGGUAUUUACCAUUUGUCAGAGUGAAAAGUACACUGCCUGAAGUGUCUUGCUUGGCUAGAGCUUAAAAUGUCUUUUCUAAACAUGUUUCUGCUACACUUUCUUGUGGUUUAAGUUAAUAAAAAUACCCAAAAUCAAGACAAGAUUCAUGUUGCAAUUUGCAGAAAAAAAUGAACAUUAGUAAAUGAUGUCUUGUUAAAUAAACUACUUUUCAUGUAAAGAAGUGAACGUUUUGAAAGGAACCCAUAAACCGCUAAAUAUUAUGGUGUUGCCAAACACAGUUUGAUGAUAUUCUGAUGAAGAACAUGAAAAGAACGUCAUGUUAGGGCAUGGCAAGAGGUAUUUUGCAAGAGCUGAAUAUCCAAGAUUUUGACAGUUGCACUGAAGAAAAACUCUUUGUGCCAUCAGUGUUCUUAGCUUUUUCCCUCUCCCAACAAGACAGCUUCAUGUUGUAGAGAGAGGAUGAAUUGUGAUAAAACUACACCCUGGCAAGUGCUGGCUUGGUAGUAUUAUGUAUAUAAAUAUCCGCAAUGUUGCAUCUGUGAUCUUCCUGGCUCUCUGUCAUAGAGGCAAUAGUGUACAGCCAGAAUACACAAGGCUGCCGUCUGCUCAUAUGCAGGUUACAGCGUCAUCAGAAGCUGAUGAUACAAUAUGCUUGAUCAGAGCUGAAGAGUAAUACUGUAAGGCCCCAAAUAUGAUUCUGUAACAUCAUCUUCUGACAGCACUGUGAAGGUAGGGCAUGUAGUCUUGAGAUAGAUUUAUGCUUUGAAGUAUUCAGAUGUUAGAGGUAUCUCCCGAAAAUAUAUAACAGAUGUUGAUUUGCCACAUUUGAAUUAAAGCUGAAAAAAUCAGAUUAUGACACAUUUAUAAACUCAAUAUGGAACUCAAAGUUGAAAAGUCAACAUUGAAACAUUUUAUAUUCCAAACAGUGUUAGUCCUCACAAGACAUGCCCUGCCUCAUGCAUAUGCAUGAGGUGUCACGAGACCGUAUUGUAUAUAAAUCCUUGUUUUCAUUGGCUGCUGCUUACUGUUUGUUGAUGUAUGUGUUACAGCACAGUUGGUUCUUUGUUAGUGCUCUAUGGUAUAUCAGCUUAAUCUCCACGCCUCGUGUCCCUGUGUUGUUAUCAUUCCUAACCACAGGCCUAUCAUCAAGCAUCACAUGUACGGCUUGUUACAACCUCAACCUCUGUCCAGUCUGCAGGGCUGGUAAUAAGUUAUUGUGGAUCACUGGAUUGUCAUAUUACCUAUUUGACUCAUAGCCUUGACCUUCAUACCAUAUGGUGUCAUGGCCUUGACCUUCAUUCCAUUUGGUGUCAUGGCUUUGGUCUUCAUUUCAUAUGGUGUCAUGGCCUUGACCUUCAUAACAUAUGGUGUCAUGGCCUUGACCUUCAUUCCAUAUGGUGUCAUGGCCUUGACCUUCAUUCCAUAUGGUGUCAUGAUGAUGGUAAUCAUGCAGUAAGAUUUUUAGUAGGUCAUUCAACAACUUUGUGCUUAUGUGUUUUUGUAUGCAGUACUUAUAUAUCAUUCUGCUGAAAAUAUGUUUGUAAUACAGUUAUAUAAUACAUUAAUUUCAGACUUAAGGGAUUUCGCCUUAAGAAAAUGAGUACAACCAUGUUUCGUUUGGUAGUGUUGUUCAAUAUUAUACAUAAUUGAAUCAUUAAUUAUACCCAGAUUUGAAAUUUUUGCUAAGGUUACUUAUUUAAGCUGUUUUAAUGUACUUAGUGUACCAUGCUAUUUACAUUUGCUCAGUCUUUGACAUAUGCUGAAGCCACAAUUAAUUACAUUCCUGAAUUGUUGACAUUUCAUAGUCUAUCCACUGCUGUCUGACAAGACACACUAAUUUGAUGUCUCUGCAUUCAAUGGUGAAAGCAAAGGAAUGUGAAUGUGUACACUUAAAAGUUUGGGAAUUGGGAGCUUAAACAUAAGAAAUCUCACAAAUGAUCUAGCUGGCAGUCGGGUUUGAGGAAUAUUUUUGUUCAGAAAAAUACAUUGUAAAGGAAAAAAAUUCAUUUCAGGAUGAAUUUGUCAUUUCAUGAUUUUAGCAAACAAAUCCAAGACUGAUAGACCUAUGUGUAGUGGCCGAUGACUAUGUUGUUACUGAGAAGGUGUUUGAGGAGAUGUGGAAUAUGUUGUGAGGAGCCAGUAUUUCCAGCAGGAUGAGGUAGUAGCAAGCUGACCUGUUUGUGGCCAUCAAGUCAUGUACAUAAUGGUAAGCAUCAUGUUGAAUAAAGCAUCCAAACUUAA